CAGGCGCUCUCUCUCUCUCUCUCACUCUUGGUGAAACAAUGGCGGGAAAUCAAAUCGCCGGCGAUGUCCUACCGGCGGAUAUAGCCGGAAUGUCGAAGAACCAGCUCUACGAAAUCAUGUCUAAAAUGAAGAAUUUGAUAGAACAGAACCAGCAGCAAGCGAGGCAGAUCCUCAUCCAGAAUCCGCUUCUCACCAAAGCGCUUUUCCAGGCGCAAAUUAUGCUUGGGAUGGUCCGGCCACCUCAAUCGAUUCCCAAUAUUCAGCCAGUGAGGUCGCAGAAUUCUCAGCAGUCAGUACUACCAAAUCAGCAGUCUAACACUCAGGCUGCUCCCUCAUUGCCGGGACUUGGUGUUCAGGACCAACCAGGUCCAUCCCAGAUCCAAGCUCCUGCAAGAACGCAAUACCAGAACCACUCUACAAUGCCUAGCUCGUCAACUGCUCCUCCUGCAUUUAAUCUUCAGUCUCAGCCUAUGCCUUCAUAUCCCCUGCAGACACAGCAGCAGCAUAAGGGGCAUAUGAAUCCGCAAAUGGCCCUGGCAUCUCUUCCACAGUCUUCGCAACUUUCUAAUCCUCCAACACAUCCUCAUCAUUCUUCACAGCCGUCUCAACUUCAUCAACCCCAAAUGGCUUCUUACAAUCAGUUGCAACAACCGAUACAGACGGGUGGAGGUCAUCAUAUGCCACUGCAACCACCAUUGCCACCACAACCAAGACCUUCAAUGCCUAACUUUCACCAUCAGUAUUCCCCACAAAUGGCAACCAAUUCGGGUUUCCAACAUCCUUCACAAUCCAUGUUUCAUUCGGGUGCAAAACCCCCCACUACUGUUGGGCCUUCAUUUCCUCUGGGACAGCCACCACUUCCAAAUCACCUACCACCUCAAUCCAUGUAUCAGGGUGGAGGUAUGCAUAUGGGUUCAGAUUAUAGCAAUCAGGUUGGAACUUCUAUGCAAACAGAUAGAGGAUCUUGGAUGUCUGGCCAGCCAGAAAGUUCGUCAGUGCCACAGCUUCCAGGACCACCUUCAUUAGUUCCUGGUCAAAUGCUUGGCAGCCAGCCUGCUCGCAGUGCAGGGUUGAGCCCUGAGGAGGAGAAGGCACUGCUUCAACAAGUGAUGAUUCUUACCCCAGAACAAAUUAAUCUCCUGCCUCCGGAACAGAAAAAACAAGUGCUACAGCUACAGCAGAUUAUGCGCCAAUAAUCUGAUGAAAUCUUCUAUUUCCAGUAAGAAAGAAGGCCUUGAGCUUCAAUAUUCACUUUCCGGCCAGAGACUUCAGUGUUUUAUCCAUGGUGGACUGAAACCCUCAAGCAUAUAUCCGUCAUUGCAAAAGGAAGAUGUCAUCUGUCUGAUCAUGUAGUGUUGUUACUACCUCAAUUGGCCAUUGUACGCAUAAGUUUAUGCAAGAGUCAUUCAAGACAAUUUGGAAACAAUUUAUAAGUUGUAGCUUAUGAAAAUAUGAUGGCAUCACCUUGCCAAAGUUAGGACUU
Argentina anserina (silverweed cinquefoil) is the source of this 1483-nucleotide messenger RNA. RefSeq names its product cleavage stimulating factor 64. The record is from RefSeq and is a predicted model, not a curated record. Bases 39 to 1196 code for a protein of 385 amino acids. Gene Ontology annotation, biological process: mRNA 3'-end processing. The transcript is spliced from 7 exons. Lineage: Eukaryota; Viridiplantae; Streptophyta; Magnoliopsida; Rosales; Rosaceae.